This is a messenger RNA of Aplosporella prunicola CBS 121167, 2550 nucleotides long. RefSeq lists its product as uncharacterized. Gene Ontology annotation, cellular component: cytoplasm. The record is from RefSeq and is a predicted model, not a curated record. Gene Ontology annotation, molecular function: mRNA 3'-UTR binding. Gene Ontology annotation, biological process: post-transcriptional regulation of gene expression. Lineage: Eukaryota; Fungi; Ascomycota; Dothideomycetes; Botryosphaeriales; Aplosporellaceae. The transcript has 5 exons. The coding region runs from base 1 to 2550 and encodes 849 amino acids.
AUGACGAGCGACGGCUCACCAGUUCCCCGCAACUCACCCAGCGGUCAGCUCGCCGCUCAGCGCGAUGACGCAGGUAUUGGAGUCCUGCCAUCUAUGCUUGGCAAUGUGGGCGUCAAGCGAAACAACCAGAUGGUCACCCGGGCUUCGUCUCCAAUCCCGUUGACAACCUCGAAACUGGGAAACCAGAACUCACUUCCCUCAAGCCGUGUGCCCUCGAAGAAACUGAAGACCAGCCCUACACCACCUGCUGCUAUGCCCCACCCAAGCGAUGAUUCCAGUUUCUCUCCAAUGGACAACCUCAUGGCCAAGCUGUCCGAACAACAGGUCAUCCUGAACAAGCAAAGGGACGAGAUCGGUGGCGUCGCGGAGACCUUGGGCCCUCGGAAGGAACACCUGGCAGCUCCUCCGAACGAUGGUUCGUCCAGUGGUUCCGUCUCAAUCUCCGCCGGCAGCGAGAAGUACAUUCAAACCCCCGAAUCGUUCGACAUCCAAGCAAAUGUUCCCGACGCCGCCGAAGUUUUGCGCCUCAAGAAACAGCUCGAAGCCGCAAACAGCAGGAUCGCUAGGAUGGAUGAAGAGCUGUCACAGACGCGCAUUACCAAGCACACGGUUGACCAGGCCCUGGGACCUCCCUCUGAGGCUGGCUUCGAUCCAAGGAAUGACGUCAGCGAACAGACGCUCAGCAAGCUUCAGUACACCUUCAAUGCUUCCACCAGAAUCCCUCCUGUCAUGGGGCGCCAGGAACCUUGGCCCGUCCCUGAAGAUGCGGUUUCUGAUUCCAGCGAUGCUCUCUCUGCUGGUGGCUUCAACCGUCAGCGCAACCAUGCCAUCUGGAACAACAUCCCCAAGCCUUCUGUCCCUUAUCAGCUCCCGACCCCUAUCGAGCCUAACCCGGCCUUUGGUGCCAACUGGAACAAUGGUGCAGUACGUCAGCCCUUCAGCGCCGGUGUGGCUUUGGGUCACGGACUGGGUUUGCAACCGUUCGGUUCAAUGCAGCAAGGUCAACGCUUCGACGCCAUGGGUCCUGCUUUUCCGAUAGAUGGCGUGCCAGGAGUCCCUGGAAUUCCCGGAGUCCCGCGUGGCAAUAAUCAGAUAUUCAUGGAGCCUGUUCCUCCCUAUUCCAUUGGAAGGAGCAAUCCCCCCAGCCGCCCGUCCUCCCGUGCCGCUUUCGACAUGCGAUACAACACUUGGGCUACAAACUACACUCCUGGUGCUCCCGGAGGCCAUCGUUACAGUCCUCCAGUCUCACCAAUGCCUGGUAUGCCUCACCAUGGCAUGUUCCAGCCUCCUGCGGCCUAUCAGCCAGGCCCCAUUGGAACUCGUUUGUCUCCUACGGCUGCAGAGUUCAAUGUCGGUAGGGAUUCGGCUUCUGGUCCUUGGAACCCACAGCCAAUCCCCGAGACCUCCGUGACCACUUAUAUUUCGCCUAACGAACCUAUCAAUUAUCGUCGCCUCCUAGACCGUAACAUGAGCUGCGACUGGAAGUUGAUCGUCGACAAGAUUGUCUGCAACAAUGACCAGCAAGCUUCCAUUUUCCUCCAGCAGAAGCUCAAAGUCGGCACAGCUGAGCAGAAGUUCGAAAUCGUCGAGGCGAUCAUUGCUCAAGCUUACCCUCUUAUGAUCAACCGGUUUGGCAACUUCCUUGUUCAGCGUUGCUUUGAGCAUGGCACCCAGGAUCAAGUCAUUUCCAUUGCCAAUGCCAUUCGUGGCAAUGUCCUCACCUUGAGCAUGGACGCCUUCGGUUGUCACGUUAUCCAGAAAGCCUUCGACGCGGUCCCGGAAGAUUAUAAGGCUAUCAUGGUCCAUGAACUUCUUCGCCGCAUCCCCGAGACUGUUGUUCAUCGCUAUGCCUGCCAUGUCUGGCAGAAGCUGUUUGAACUCCGCUGGAGCGACUCUCCGCCGCAGAUCAUGAAGUAUGUCAACGAAGCCCUGCGCGGCAUGUGGCACGAAGUCGCUCUUGGGGAGACUGGUAGUCUCGUCGUGCAGAACAUCUUCGAGAACUGUCUGGAAGAAGACAAGCGUCCUUGCAUCAAUGAAGUCCUCGCGAGCAUUGACGUGAUCGCUCACGGCCAGUUCGGCAACUGGUGCAUCCAGCACAUCUGCGAGCACGGCUCUCCCCCAGACCGCACUCGCGCCAUCGACCACAUCCUUCGCUAUGCCACGGAAUACAGCAUGGAUCAGUAUGCUUCCAAGGUCAUCGAAAAGUGUCUCAAGAUUGGCGGAACCGAGUUUCUCGAUCGCUAUCUCGACAGGGUCUGCGAGAGCCGUGCCGACCGCCCUCGUCUCCCGCUUGUGGACAUUGCCGGUGACCAGUUUGGCAACUACUUGAUCCAGUACAUACUUUCGAACGCCAGCCCUCAACACCGCGAGAUUGUGGCUGGACACGUCCGCAAGCAUAUGGUCUCCCUUCGUGGCUCCAAGUACGGCUCCCGUGUUGCCAUGUUGUGCUGCAACCCGGCAUUCGCUACUCGCCCUGGUCCGCCGACAGGGAUGCAACUUAACCGCCACAACAGCUACGGCGGUCGUGGCUCCUACGGAGGCUAUCGUUGA